AUGUUGAUCCCAUCAAUUAUUCUGUUUUCCCUUAUCGCACUCGCUCCAGUCAAUGCCUACAACGUUCUUGUGUAUUCGCCGUCGUUCGGCGGCAGCCAUACUAACUUCAUGGCGAGAUUGGCGGACACUUUGACGGAAGCAGGACAUAAUGUGGUAUGACUGAAGACGUCAAAUAUUUGAGUAGGCAAUUAACUUUCAGACAUUCCUCGUUCCGGUAGUAGAUGAGGCCAGAAAAGGGCAGUUGGGGGUGAAGAAAACGAAGGAUGUUGUUGUGGUCGAGGUUGUUUUGAGUAGGCACGUGCACCCGUUGAAUAGACAAUUUCAGCAAGACGAGGAGAUGAAACGGCAAAUCAUUCCGAUUGACGAUGAUAUGGAACAGUACUGGACGACGGAUAUCGAUUCGUCCAACGCAGAAACGGUGAGAAUGAACGAUUGGGUUCCACUUGCAUUCUCAUUCUUUUCCAGCUAUUUUCCACGUUCAACAAAGCAUUCUUCCUCUCUUGCAACAAUUUAGUGCGAAACAAGAAGGUUUUCAAUGAAAUGAAGGCUCGGAAGUUCGACGUGGGAAUCUUCGAGCCGGUCUCCGUGUGCGGCAUGGGAUUCGCGAAUGCGCUCGGAAUCAAGAAGACCAUUCUGGCGUCCUCGUGCACAAUGUAUGACGCGGCAGUGGAUGCAGUCGGCGAGACGCUGGACCUCAGUUAUGUGCCGGUGAUGAUGAGCAAGUUCGGAGAGAAAAUGAACAUUUUGGAGCGACUCGAGAACCUGCGAAUGGCGAGAGCCACGUCCCGAAUGCAGCAGAACAUGUGGGACGAGGAGACGAGAAUCUACAGAAAGAGUCUGGGAAAUGAGGUUCCGCAUUGGAGAGAUCUCUUGCCCGCGGCUUCCGUCUUUUUCACCAACUCGAUUCCAUACAUGGAUUUCCCGAGAUCGGUCACCCAGAAAACCGUUCCAAUCGGAGGUAUUUCAGUGGAUAUCGCCUCGAUCAAAUCGCAGAAACUGCCGAUCGAAUGGAGCACAGUUUUGGACGAGCGCCCGUACAGUAUGCUCAUUUCGUUCGGCUCGAUGGUUAGAAGUAUGGACAUGCCGAAGGAAUGGAGAAGCAAUCUUCUCGAGGCGAUCCGAUCCGAACCCAAUGUCACUUUCAUCUGGAAAUACGAAUCGGACGAUCUCGGCUGGGCGGAAGGCGUCCAGAACAUCCACUUCUCCAAAUGGGUCCCCCAGACCGCCCUUCUCAAUGACGACCGUCUCACCGCAUUCAUGACGCACGGAGGACUCGGCAGCACGAACGAGCUCGCCCACCUCGGAAAGCCCGCCCUAAUGGUUCCGGUGUUCGCCGACCAGGAUAGGAAUGCGAAUAUGCUGGCCAGGCACGGCGGAGUGUCGGUUAUCCACCGCAAAGAACUCGGGAAUGCGAAGAGGAUGCGGGCAGUCAUCUGCUCGGUUUUGCACGAGGAAAAGUACAAGAGGAAUGCGCGGAAACUGGCCGAUCUUCUCGCGAAUCAGCCAAUGAAACCCAAGGAGCAAGUGGUCAAAUACACAGAGUUCGUGGCCAAGUUCGGCCCGUUUCCGGAGAUGGAUUCGUACGGACGGAAGCUGGGAUUCAUUGAGAAAAACUUUGUGGAUAUUUACUUUUUCAUUGGCCUUUCGUAUCUCCUGAUAUUUGCCGCUCUAUACUUUUCUGUUAGAUUCGUCUUCUCUAGAAUUUCAUUCAAGUUAGUCAAAAAGGAUUAA
Molecule: messenger RNA, 1731 nt
Organism: Caenorhabditis sp. 36 PRJEB53466
Lineage: Eukaryota; Metazoa; Nematoda; Chromadorea; Rhabditida; Rhabditidae
Source: the annotation of a GenBank genome assembly